UUUAUUUCGUUUGUGUUCGCACUCGUGUGCAAUAAAAGUUUGGUGCAAAAGAAAUAAAAAUUGUUUUAUUUUUUGUUCUGUAUUAUUAAGAAAUAUUCCAUAUAAUGAUAACGAAUUACAAAAUAGUUAAUUUGCGAAAUUAAAAGCAAAGUUAAAAAAAUUGAAGCAAAAUCGUUUGUUGUAAUCAAAUUGAAAAGUGCAAAAAAUAUAAAGAAAAAAGUGAGAAGUUACGCAAAUUUUAGUCAAAAAAUUAGCAAAAGUUAUAAUUAAUUGUUUUUGAAAUGGGUGACUCCACCUCCACCACGUCAAAUGGUCCACGCGUCGUAACUAUUUACAAAACGGAAACGGGUUUUGGUUUUAAUGUGCGUGGACAGGUGUCCGAGGGCGGUCAAUUGCGGCCGAUCAAUGGAGAGUUAUACGCUCCUUUGCAGCAUGUAAGCGCUGUGCUGGAAAAUGGUGCUGCCGAAAAAGCAGGCAUCAAAAAAGGAGACCGUAUUUUAGAAGUAAAUGGCACUCGAGUGGAAGGUUCUACCCAUAAGCAAGUUGUGGAUUUAAUAAAAUCAGGUGGAGACUGUUUAGUAUUAACUGUUAUAUCAGUAACACAACAAGAAGCUGAAAGACUGGAACCUCAAGAAGAUCAAAGUGGCUACUCCUAUAUUGAUUAUUCUGACAAACGUUCAUUACCCAUAAGUAUUCCCGACUACACUACUGUUAAUCGCAAUGGCGAACGCUACAUUGUUUUUAACAUACACAUGGCUGGACGUCAAUUGUGCUCUCGUCGAUAUCGUGAAUUCUCAAAUUUACACUCAAUAUUGCGUAAAGAAUUUGUCGGCUUCAAUUUCCCGAAACUGCCUGGCAAAUGGCCAUUCCAGUUAAGCGAACAACAACUGGACACGCGACGACGCGGCUUAGAACAGUACUUGGAAAAGGUGUGCGCAGUACGCGUUAUAGCAGAGAGCGAUGCAGUGCAGGAUUUUCUAACUGAUUCAGAAGAUGACAUGUCUGCAUCACCGGUUGAUAUAAAAGUAAUGCUACCUGAUCACGAGAUUUGUACGGUUUCAGUAAAGAAAUCUUCAAACGCUAAAACGGUUUGGGAUAUUUUGGUGCAGCGCGCUAAUUUCACUUCCUAUACGCAGCAAUAUUUUUACCUCUUUGAAAUUGUUGAGUACAACUUUGAGCGUAAGCUGCAACCUCAUGAAUUGCCACAUCAAUUAUACGUACAAAAUUAUAGUACCGCAUCCAGUACCUGCUUGUGUGUACGCCGCUGGCUAUUUUCGAUAAAUAAAGAACUUUCGCUACCAGAUGGAGAACAAGCGGCGAGGUUCAUAUUUUAUCAGGCAAUCGAUGAAGUAAAUCGUGGUAAUAUACGCGCUGAAGGUCGUCUAUAUGAGCUGAAAGCAUUACAGGACGGUAAAAAGGCUUCUGAAUAUUUAGCACUCGCGCGAAUAUUGCCCGGUUACGGUGACGUUGUGUUUCCACAUUGUUCCUGUGAUAGUCGCAAAGAAGGACAUGUUGUUCCAGCAGUUGGCAUUAAAAGUUUUCGUUUGCACGCGUGUCGUGAGGACGGUUCCUUGGAGGCCCAAAUGGUAGAGUUAACAUGGGAUACAAUCACUCGCUGGGAGAGUGAUGAAGAAUCAAUGUCAUUUUGUUUUCAAUAUAAUCGUUCAGAUAAACCGGCUCGUUGGGUGAAAGUCUACACACCAUUCCAUGCUUAUCUCGCUGAUUGUUUCGAUCGAAUAAUGGAAGAGCGUAAGUGGGAGGAUAGCGGUGACUAACGACUAAACUUACAUUAGCCAUAAUUCGAAUUUAAAUUGUAUAUUUUAAAAAUGAUUUUUUUUCUAUAUUUGCUGAUAUUUAUUUGCAUAAGUUGCAUAAGUAAUAGAACACACGCCUCUUUACUCUCAAAUGCUCUCAAAUCCACACAACAGCUUAGAUUUAUAAGUAUAAGAAACUAU
Messenger RNA from Teleopsis dalmanni, 1955 nucleotides. Its product is annotated as sorting nexin-27-like. Bases 282 to 1775 code for a protein of 497 amino acids. The transcript is spliced from 8 exons. The record is from RefSeq and is a predicted model, not a curated record. Gene Ontology annotation, molecular function: phosphatidylinositol-3-phosphate binding; protein binding. NCBI's taxonomy places the organism in Eukaryota, Metazoa, Arthropoda, Insecta, Diptera, Diopsidae. Gene Ontology annotation, cellular component: early endosome. Gene Ontology annotation, biological process: intracellular protein transport; signal transduction.